Messenger RNA from Humulus lupulus (European hop), 3615 nucleotides. Its product is annotated as disease resistance protein RPS5-like. NCBI's taxonomy places the organism in Eukaryota, Viridiplantae, Streptophyta, Magnoliopsida, Rosales, Cannabaceae. Gene Ontology annotation, molecular function: protein binding; ADP binding; ATP hydrolysis activity. The transcript is spliced from 2 exons. Bases 645 to 3395 code for a protein of 916 amino acids. The record is from RefSeq and is a predicted model, not a curated record.
UUUCGUUUUAAUAAAAAUGCAAAUGAAGAGCUCCCAAAACACACUCACCACAGUCACAGAAUAUGGAUAUGGCCGUGGUUAUGACUCAUAAGUCGUUGGCAGUCUUUGAUUGGUAUCUUGUUUCGUCUUCCUGACUUUAUUGCCCAAGUCAAUCAGUCUUCGCCUGUGAAAUUUUUUUUCUUCCUUGAGAGAUAGAAAGCUUCUGUAAAUUAAGCCAGAAUGAAGUAGCUGGGGUUUUAAGCACAACAAUUGUUGAGUGAGAAGGAAUAUUACCCUCCUAGCGUGGUAGAAUUCCCGCAGAGAAAGGAAUGAAAAUGCAGAGCGCCCAAAUCACACUCAGCACUAUAUAUAUAUAUGCUUAUGACCGUGGACACAAAUCAUUGGAAUUGGAAGACUUUGAUUGAUAUUUUCUUUAGUGUUCUUAACGACAUUCGUUGACCAAUCAUAGUCUGCGCUUGAGUAGCUGAUGCAGUUUAAAGCUCAACAAUUCAUUAGUGAGAAGGAAUACUACCCACGUAGCAUGGUAGUGUAAGAAGAAAAAGAAAGAAAAGGUGAGUUGAAUUGUUUAUGGUAAAAGCAAAGUGAACAUAGAUUAGUUUAUUUAAUCUCUGCAUUCUACAACUACUCUUGUUCUAUUUAUUGGCAUGGAUUGCUUGAGCUGUGCGGGUCCAUUAUUAGACAUAGGUAUUCGCUUGUGGGAUUGCUCGGCCAAGAGUAUGGCUUACUUUCAUGAACUUGAAGAGAAUAUGGUAUCCUUGAGUGAUGCCAUGAAUGAUCUCAGGAACCUAAACCAAGAUGUAAAGAGAAGAGUUGAAUUUUCUCAGAGGCAAAACUUGCAGUGUACAAACCAAGUGAAGGGCUGGUUGGAAAAUGUGGAAAUUAUGGAAGAAGAAGUGAAUCUAAUUCUGCUGAAAGCUCGUGAAGAACUCCAAACCCGGAACAACAAAUGUCUUGGUGGUUUCUUCAAGGGUGGCUGUUUUAGCCACAAGCUUGGAAAGUUGGUAGCUAGAAGGCUAGAUACUGUGAAAAGGCUACUGAACAAUGGACAAUUUGAUGCUGUUUCUGACAAGUUGCCGUGCCCUCCGGUGGAUGAGAUGCCUAUAGAGAGAACAGUGGGCUUGGACUUGACCUUGCGGGAGGUUUGGAGUAGCAUCCAGAACAGAAGUGUGGGAAUUAUUGGCUUGUAUGGCAUGGGCGGCGUUGGAAAGACGACCCUUUUGAAAAGGAUCAACAAUGAGUUGUUUGGUACGAGAAAUUAUUUUGAUGUAGUCAUUUGGGUUGUAGUAUCCAAAGAAGCAAGUAUAACAAGAAUUCAGGAUGUUUUUCGUUACAAAUUACAGAUUCCGGAUGAGAUAUGGAAUGCCAAUAAAGCAGAAGACAGAUCCAUAGAAAUAUACCAGACUUUAAGAGGGAAAAAAUUUGUUCUUUUGCUAGAUGAUGUUUGGAAAAGGUUUGAUCUUUUAAAAUUUGGUAUUCCUAUUCCAAACGAUGAUAAUGGGUCCAAAGUAAUAUUUACGACACGUUCCAAGGAAGUGUGUGGUCACAUGGAGGCUGAUAGGUGCAUUAGAGUUGAUUGCUUAACACAAGAGAAAGCUUUGGAUUUAUUUUUGGAGAAGGUGGGAAAAGAAGCUCUGAAUUCUCAUCCAGAUAUACCACAUCUUGCCAAAGUUUUUGCUCAAGAGUGCCAAGGCUUGCCACUUGCUUUGAUUACCAUUGGGCGUUCCAUGGCUAGCAGGAAAAAACUAGAGGCUUGGAAACGUGGGAUUGAGUUGCUACAGAGCUCCCUAUCACAUUUUUCAGGGGUUGCUGAUUAUGUUUAUCAUCUUCUCAAAUUUAGCUACGAUAGCCUGCCUAGUACUACUCUCCAGUCUUGCUUUCUAUAUUGUUCCUUGUUUCCAAAGGGCUCUAGUAUUGUAAAGAACAGGCUUAUUGAUAUGUGGAUUGGGGAGGGUUUUUUUGAUGAGUUUGAUGACAUACAUGAUGAACGAAGACAAGCAGAAGAAGCCAUUGAAACUUUGAAGCUAGCAUGCUUGUUGGAAGAGGGUGAUACAGAACAAUCUGUGAAGAUGCACGAUGUGAUCCGUGAUAUGGCCUUGUGGUUAGCUUGCGAUCGCGGUCAAAAGAAGAACAAGUUUCUGGUUAGAGAAAAUGCAAGGCCAGACAAAUUUGCAAAAUGGAAAGAUGCAGAAAGAAUAUCAUUAUGGAGUCAUGAAAUUAAAGAUGUUGCUGGAUUAGUGUUUUGUCCCAAGCUUAUUACAUUGCUUAUAACUAGUACCUUGAUUGAAACUUUUCCAAGUGAAUUGUAUGAAGCCAUCCAUGCCUUGCGAGUACUUGACUUGUCAGGUAAUCAAAGUUUAGAUUUGCUACCUGAGGGAAUUGCUAGCUUAAAAAAUUUGCAAUAUCUUAAUUUGUCUAGAACUGCUUUGAGGACUUUGCCUGUUGAUAUUAAGAAUCUCAAGGAAUUGAGGUGCUUCUUACUAAAUGAUACUUAUAGUCUAAUUGAUAUUCCAAGGGAAGUUAUAUCAAGUCUUUCAUAUUUGCAAGUGUUUAGUAAAUUACAGAGCCCAGGUCAAAUGCAUUAUUGUCCACUGUAUGAUGAAAUAGUCUUAUUGGAGGAGUUAGAGCGCUUGGAACACAUGGAUGACAUAUGCAUAACCAUAUUUGAUACCCUUUCUGUACAAAAACUAUUGAGCAGUAGUAAGCUACAAAGGUGUAUAAGAAACCUUACAAUUAUGUGGUCUUUCACUUCACUCGACUUUUCAACUUCGUCACUGAGCAGAAUGAAACAUCUGGAGGUUCUUCAGAUAUGGAAUGCUGAUACUCUCAGAAUUUAUCCGGAAAAGCAAAGGAUUCAAGAAUCUCUAUGCAUUGAAAGACUGUGCAACCUUCGUGUUUUGGUGGUUGUUCAGUGUGAAAUGCCUGAUAUGAAUUGGCUGGUUUAUGCUCCAUUCCUUGAGUUUCUUAGAGUUAAAGACUGUUCGUCAAUUAAACAACUUUUGAAUGAAGAUUUUGGUGAUGAAAGUGCAUUCUCAUGUCUCACGAUGCUACAUUUGCAAGACCUUCCGGAGCUGAAGAGCAUCAUACGUCCACAGCAAGCCUUGGCCUUUCCUGUUCUGAAGGAGAUCGAAGUGUUGAAUUGCUCAAGUCUAAUGAAGCUCCCUUUUGAUUCCAACAGUGCAAAAGAAAGUUUGAUUAAAAUUAAAGGACAGAGAGAAUGGUGGGAAAAGCUGGUUUGGGAUGACAAUCACGUUGAGAGUUUCUUCAGUUCAAAAUUUGUCUCAUUGGAUGAAAUUGUCACCGGAAAUGAAGACUCUCUCCCAACUCUCUCUCUUCCUUCAGAUAUGUUUACACUGUCGUCCCUAUCUCCCCAAAAGUCAUAUUUUUUAAAUUUGUAGAGUUCCCGAGUUAGAAUUCAUGUAAGAUAUCUUCAAAAAGUAUUGAAUUGAUUAACUUUUUUUCUUUCUUUUUCUUUUUGGCUUGGAAGAACUGGAUUUGGCCGACUUAAGUCACUUCAACAUGUUAAAACAACAUUUUCCCUUUUGUCCCUACAAAUCCAGCUUUUUCCAGCAAUAUUUUCUCUUGCCCCAACUGAUAAGCUCCGAGUAUUCACAUGUA